Molecule: messenger RNA, 961 nt
Organism: Onthophagus taurus
Lineage: Eukaryota; Metazoa; Arthropoda; Insecta; Coleoptera; Scarabaeidae
Product: carbonic anhydrase 1-like
Molecular function (GO): zinc ion binding; carbonate dehydratase activity
Source: RefSeq, a predicted model, not a curated record
CUAGUAGAUUUAUUGUUAUGAUUUCACUGCGAAGACUUUUAAUUUAUUUAUUUUUGUAUCUUUGUGUUGAUUCAAAACACAAAAAAGUCCUUGUAAAAAGUCACCAGCAUGGAAAGAAAAUCGUAAACUAUUUAGAAAAUAAGGACGUAAAAAGAGAAAGCCAUCAUAGAGAAACAACCGGAACAUGUUACGGAAGAAGACAAUCACCAAUAAAAAUAAAUUCCAGCAAAACGAAAAAGUUGAGUUGGUCUAAAAACAUUCAUUUCUCAGAAAAUUAUUAUAGUUAUCCAAAAAAAAUGCAUCUCAUUGUAAAAAGCAAUUCAUUACAUAUUGCUCUUAAUUAUGGUAAAAAAUCAAUACCAAGCGUUCAAGGUAACAUAUUAAAUGGAACUUAUAAAAUAAAUCAUAUUGUCCUUCAUUGGGGUGAAUUUAUCGAAGGUUCCGAGCAUACAAUUGAUGAUGAAACUUACAACAUGGAGGUACAAUUAGUUCAUAUAAACAAAGAGUAUAAAAACUUUGAAGAAAGUCUGAAGCAUGAGAAUGGAAUCUUUAUUUAUUCGACAUUAUUCAAGCUUAAUAAUAAAAAAGGCACAGCAGGAUUAGAACUAAUCGCCUUCCACGUGCCUUCAUUUUCAAUUCAUCCGAAAUAUAAACGUUUCAAAAUUGCACCGUUCCCAAUAAGUUGGUUAAUGUCCAGCUUUGAUAGUUAUUUUUUAUAUAAAGGUUCAAUAACAUAUCCACCAUGUGCAGAAGUCGUUACGUGGAUAAUAUCUUCGCAAUCACAGCCUGUUAAUACCGAUCAACUUCGAAGAUUUCGAAUGUUGUAUAAAAAGUACCCAAGUCUCAAACUUAAUAUUAGAAAUCGACAACCUUGGAAUGGUCGGACUAUUUAUAGAAAAAAUGUAAAUUAAAAUUGGUUUAAUUGUAAGGUUUAAAAACAAAAGUUAAUUAAACAUAUUUU